UUUAUUUUUUGGUUUUUCCUCUGUUUCUGCUCUUUACUUGAUUUUCACCUUCUGUUUCUUGCUUCUAAACUCCAACAAAGUGGUAUCAGAGCAAGCAUUCUUGAGGUACCUGUGAGAGAGUGAAACACAAGUGUAUGUGAGGGAGUGUGUUGUGUAAUCAACUAUCACAACUAUGUCUUCUUCUUCAGGUCAACAUGGUGGUUCCCUAUCAAACCUUCCUUUGUUUACAAGGAAGAAUUAUGAUGUUUGGGCCAUUCAAAUGAAGGCAUUCCUUAAGGGAAAUUAUGGGUGGGAUUCUAUGGAAAAGGGCUUUAAUCCACCUCGAUUGCCUCAGAAUCCAUUAGUAGCUCAAAUAAAGCAAUAUGUACAGUAUGUAGCUAGUUCCUACAAGGCUCUUUUAUUGAUCCAUAGUGUUGUUGCAGAUGAGAUAUUUCCCAGAAUAAUGAGAGCAGAAACGACACAAGUAGCAUGGGAAAUACUCCAGAAGGAAUUUGAGGGUGAUGAAAGGAUUAAAGGCCAGAAGAUUGUGAAUAUAAAGAAAGAGUUUGUAAUGAUGAGAAUGAAGGAGACUAACACCAUUCAUAAGCACUCCAACAAGCUUAUGGAUGUUGUGAACCAAAUAAGAUUGCCUGUUGACAAGUGCUCAUGGUUUGUGGAUAGCGACUGUACCUAUCAUAUGGCAAAUAAUGAAGCAAUUUUUUCUGAAUUGGACAAGUCAAUGAGAAUCAAAGUGAAGCUUGGAAAUGGCUCAAUAGUGCAAUUAGAAGGCAAGGGUAUUGUGGCUGUUCAGACCAAGAAAGCAAGGCACAAGUUUAUCUUUAUGUUUAAAAAGUUCAAGGUACUUGCUGAGAACCAAAGUGGUUGCAAAAACAAAGCCUUGAGAUCUGACAAUGGAAAAGAAUCCACUUUAAAGGAGUUCGACAACUUUUGUGAAGAUGUAGAGAUAGCACAUCAGUUAACUGUCCCUUAUAUUCCUCAACAGAAUGGAGUUUCUGAGAGGAAGAAUAGAACAAUUAUGGAGAUGGCUAGAUGUAUAUUGCAUGAAAAAAAGCUGCUUAAGAAUUUUUUGGCAAAGGCUGUUUAUACAGCUGUAUAUUUGUUGAAUGGUUUGCCUACUAAGGCUAUGCAAGGCAAAACACCUAUUGAAGCUUGUUAUGGUGUUAAGCCUUCUGCACAUCAUUUGAAAAUUUUGGCUCUAUUUGCUAUACUCAUGUACCUAGUGCAAAGAGAACCAAGCUUGAUGUUAAAGCUGAAACUGGUAUUCUGGCACCUAGACGCUGGUACAGCAGGAUUGAUUCAUUUCUCCUUCAGCAAGGUUUUCAAAGGAGUGAGAAUGAGCCAACCUUGGGAGAUGAGUUAUUUUUUAGGCAUGGAAAUUCAUCAAUGUGAAUCUGGUAUAUUUGUUUCUCAACAUAAAUAUGCUCUUGAUGUUUUGAAGAAAUUUAGUAUGGAUCAAUGCAAGUCUGCACCUACUCCCUUAAUUCAAAAUUCAAAAUUGAUUGCUGAAGAUGGUUAUGAGAAGACAGAUGCUUCUAUUUACAGAAGUUUGGUUGGGAGUCUUUUGUAUCUUACUACAACCAGACUAGAUCUCAUGUAUGCAGCAAGCUUGUUGUUUAGGUUCAUGCAUUCUCCUAGUCAAGCUCAUUUUGGUGUUGCAAAAAGGGUGUUGAGAUAUCUCAAGGGCACCUCAAAUUAUGGUUUAUGGUUUGAGAAGCAUAAACAUGGAAUUCUGCACUGUUUUUCUAAUAGUGACUGCGCUAGAAGUCAUGAAGAUGCUAAGAGCACAACUGGUUUUGUGUUCUUUUUUGGUUCUAUAGUUUUUUCUUGGAUGUCUAGAAAGCAAGAAGUUGUUGCUCAGUCAACUACAGAAGCCAAGUGUAUUGUUGUAGCAAAAGCCAUAAAUCAUGUAGCAUGGAUUAACAAGAUGCUAACUAAUAUGGGAUGUUAUCAACUCAAGCCUUGUGUUAUCCACUGUGAUAACAAUUCUACUAUUGCUAUUGCUCAUAAUCCUGUCCAGUAUGGUCAUACUAAGCAUAUCAACGUUAAAUUUCAAGUGCUUAGGAAUAUUGUGCAGAGUAAGGAAAUUGAGAUGGUUUACUGUAACAAUAAUGAACAGGUUGCUGAUAUAUUUACCAAGGCUUUAUCAAAGUUCAAGUUUGAAAAGUUCAGAAGCAAGCUUGGAGUAUCUAGUAAAAAUUCAAGAGGAGUGUUGAAGACUUGAAUUUUAACUAGAUACUUAGCAAAAUGGAACUAUAUUUUGCUUUAGUUGGAGUAAGUAAAAAUCAUAUCAUUGU
Rubroshorea leprosula is the source of this 2294-nucleotide messenger RNA. Lineage: Eukaryota; Viridiplantae; Streptophyta; Magnoliopsida; Malvales; Dipterocarpaceae. The record is from the annotation of a GenBank genome assembly.